Messenger RNA from Suillus plorans, 2265 nucleotides. RefSeq lists its product as uncharacterized. The transcript is spliced from 12 exons. NCBI's taxonomy places the organism in Eukaryota, Fungi, Basidiomycota, Agaricomycetes, Boletales, Suillaceae. The record is from RefSeq and is a predicted model, not a curated record. Bases 1 to 2265 code for a protein of 754 amino acids.
AUGCUGGAUAAGUUGGAAGAUAAUCAAUUUGUGAAUUGGCAGUUGAUAAAUGCCUAUUACCCUUUCACUGACCAAGGUGAAUGGGAAUUAGGGAAAUUCUUGUUCUUGAAGUUGAAAUGGUUUGACGCUCCAAAUCGUGCAAGACCAUUUUUUACCAUGAAGGAUCACCUCCUAGACUGGAUGGACUCGCUCCCUUCUUUUACCCCAUGGAAAGUCUCCAAGUUAGAGUUCAAAGGCUAUAAGACUGUCCAUCCUGUGGAGCUUGUUUGGUGUGAUGCACUGCAGGUCGUCCAGCAACUCUUUAGCAACCCAACAUUUGCUAACCACAUGACCUUUAACCCCUAUGUCGCCAACAUCAAAAAUCAGCGCGAAUAUGGGGAUUACAUGAGUGCCAAUAUGGCAUGGAAAAUCCAGGACUAUCUCCCAUUGGGUACGACUCAAGUCCCAAUUAUCUUGGGAUCAGAUAAAACUCCUGUGACGCGACUUGCCGGGGGAAUCAAGAUGCACCCGGUCUUCGUCACCAUUGCUUGGCGCUGUGUAGCCUACAUUCCAGUUGUAAAGUUCCGCGUUCAUCAAGAACACCAGUCCAUUCUCCAGGCCAGACUAUGGCAUAAAUGCAUGGACCUUGUUUUUGCAAACCUCAAGGUCACAGCAAAUGACAACUGUUUUAUGCCCGAUCCCUCCUGCUACAUUUGUCAUGUAUUCAUGCCACUUGUUGCUCAUGUGUGCGACCUGCCAGAGGCUACUAUGAUUGCUGCAGUCAGUAAAAACUUGUCCCUGCUAACCAUGGCAAUACAAGCAGAUUUCUGUGAUGGAAUUCUUCACCCCCCUCAUACCGGGAACCACACAUUGGAACUCAUUAAAGCAGCCAAAGCCGUCAAUUUGUCUGGUGUUCACAUGCCGUACUGGUGUGAUUGGAAGUUUGCAUGUCUGUCGGUCUUCCUUGCUGGCGAGGUGCUGCACACCUGUCAUAAGUUUUUUGCAGAUCAUCCGCUAAAAUGGAUCAAAAAGGCUCUAGGAGAUUCUGAGCUCGAUACUCGCUUCAUGGUCCAGUAUAAAGACAUCCAAUGCACUAUCAUUGCGUCAAUUGCAGGGGCCGUUCCACACAGAUUCGUCUGUGCAAUCCGUUCACUCAAUCCAGUUCACUCACCUCAAUCUCUUCAGUCAUUGGUGCAGGCGCUUUCAGAUUUCCACUCUUUCAAGGAUGCUAUCGUCCAGGCUGAGGCAAGGAAGAGGAAGAAGGGUAUCAAAGAAGAUUUUUUCAUCCCGAAACUUGAGCUUCUCCAAAGCUUUGAUGGUACAAUUAGGAAAUUGGGGACUUUGAUGCAGUUCUCUGCAGAUGUGACAGAGUGGUUGCUCAUCACAUAUUGUAAGAACCUUUUCCCGUGGACGUCCCGGCAAAUCAAGGAUUUUACGGAGCAAUUUGUGUGCAUUCUCAACCGCCAAGAGUCUAUGGAAAAUUUUGACCUGUACAUGCUAUUGACUUCUCGUGGGGCGUCACUGGUUAAUGCCAUACACGCCGAAGAUGAAGAUGUCACUAUUGCCAAUCCUGCACUCUCCUGGUCAAUUCAUGGUCCCCAAACUGUCUGUAAUCACUUUUUCAAGGGUAUCCUCUCUGGAGAUGCACUCACCGCUUUUCAACUCAAUGUCACGCUUGAUUACAAAUUGCUGUCACCGUUUGACAUACGCACGAAAUAUGCACUCCUGGACUUCAAUCAUGUGCUCGCUGACUUCAUUUGUCGUUCAUCCCUUGCCAGUGGUGAACAGUCCUGCUUGGACCCCGAAUCCGGACACUUCCAUGUAUGGCACAAGUUCAGAUUGCAGCUUCACUCAGCCUUCCAGCCACGCAUCAUCAUGCCGAGCCAAGUGGUGCAAGCAUACCCUCCAAGUAAUAAUUUUCCCUUGGGAAAUUGUGAUACUGUUAUCAUUGAUGCUAUGGGUAUUGACGGCAAAACGACGAAUUACGUUGCACAAUUGGAACUGCCAUCUUAUCUCUCUGACCCACUUCUCUAUGUCCAAUUUUUCCGCUUUAUUUCUAGUCCUGAUGAUCGCCCCGAACUCGCAAUGUGGACUCUCGAGCGCACGUACAUGCAGGAUGAAAACAUGACACAUGUGACACAUGCAGUUGAAUUGAUACCAGUUUAUGGUGAGGCAGUGGCUAACAGCGUGUCCUCUGCGCCUUGCUUGGAAAGCUACAAGCGUUUCUUUUUGAAUAACUUCACAGACAAGGAGAGUUAUCACACAUUCAGUACCGCAUUUGUGUAG